AUGUAUAACCGACUGAAUGACCCCAUCUUAGCACGAUAUAUUCGAGUUGUGCCGGUGGCAUGGGUUAACCACAUAACUAUGAGACUGGAAAUCUACGGUUGCCAAGGUACUCUUUUAUUUAUUAUAUCCAUUUUGAAAUCACUGGUGAUCCCUGCAAUCUGCUUCGCUCUUAGUAGAGAAUAGUUUACUGACGAGUCACACUAUUUUUUUUGCUCUCAAUCAUAUUCUAAAUCACAUCAUUCAUGUUCUAAAUCGCAUCAUUUCUGUUCUAACUUGCACCAUUUUUGCUCUAUAUCGCAUCAUUUCACUUGAGAACAGACUUGACCAAUAAGAAAUGGAACUGAGCCAUGUGCUCCAAAGCAUGGUCUACACCACACUUGAGAACACACUUGACUAUUAAGAAAUGGAAGCCAUGUGCACGAUGUGCACGUACAACGGAGAGAUUGCGUUUUACUGAUUGACUGCUUUUUCUUCAAGUAGUAUACUAUGUCAACAAGUUUGAAGCCAUGUUUCCUACAGAACGACUCAAGAUUUCCAAGUGCACUUGAAUCAAGCUCUUACUUGAUACUAACUUCGCUUCUAGUGUGAAGCCAACAAACAUGAUCAACUUUUCAUAGUAUUAUACAAACAUACUAACAUACAGUCAGUUUAUGUAUUUAAUCACUCACAGUUGUUGCCGAAAAAAAGACGUCCUUUUCAUUUCCGGACUCAGAUGUAGGAAAUACAAUUUGUUUUUAAUUUUGACAUGAGAAGCAAAUUUAACCCUUUAAGUCGCAAGAGUGACUAACAUCAAUUUUCUCCUAACAAUACCGAUACAUAAUCGAGAGGAAACUUAUAAGAAUUAAAAAAAUUAACAUCAAAGGGAAAAAUGCUUUGAUCUUUAAACAACAAAGAGGGUCGUGAAGGGGUAAAAUGGGAACUGGGGUUAGCCUUAUUGUGGACUGGGAAAAUGGGAUUUACUCACUGGGACUGGGAUUUAGCCACUGGGAAUGGGAUGAUCAAUUAUAAAAUGGGAAUGGGAUUUCUUUUCUUCAGCGGUCUUUGGUCCAAUAUUUUGAAAUAGAAAAAUAAAAUUUCGUAGCAAUAGACCUUGCACUCCUCAGUAGAGACCGUGAAAUCAGUAUUUUUCGCCUUCGCGCCCGCGGUCUAGCUACCAGCUAGCAGUGAAAGCGAAGACAGUGAGUCAGACGAGGAUUGUGCAGAUGAUAGAAUUGGUUUUCAUAUGGUUAUGUCAACAAGGGCUGAAAGAGAAAGAGUGUUCACCAGCAGAAUGAGAGAUUUUCUUCAGUCCUGGUGAAGGUACACGUAUCCAAAUAGCGUCAAUCAGUGCAUUUAAUUUAUUAUGUGCAUGAUUUUGCAAAUAAUCAUUAGUAAUGGGAUUUUAGAUUUGGUAACUGGGAUUUUGGCAAAAAUUAGCCUGGGAACUGGGAUUUGGUACCCCCCUUCACGACCCUCAACAAACAAACAACAACAAAUUUUAUUGAAAAUUGGAAAAUAACUAAUUACAUUACUUUCACACCCGCAAAUAGCUUAUGAACUAAUCGAGGCGGGGGAAGCUGAAGACAUAUUACAAAACAAGAUUUACAUAUAGAUGGACUAAAUAACAGUGAAGACACUACAAUACAGUAAAUAGAAUUUAAACUAACAUAAAACAAGGCAUGUACAUAACGAUUACGAAGAGAGGCUAACCUAAAGUAUUAAAUAACUUAAUAAGACGGGAAAAUUCGACAUAAUCAUCUUCUGACCGCAAAAAAUUUAGUAAUAAUUCCUUUAUUUUUUUACGAAAGGACGAGCGUUUAAGUAUUUUAAUCGAAUACGGAAUAGAGUUCCAAAUUUGGGCACCGAUUCUCGUGAAAAAGGCAAAAUUUCCCAACUAAUUUUUCAAGGAAAUGUAUGGAGAUCGUUCUGGAGAACUCGUAUGUGGACAUUAGAUUUAAAGGGUAAAGUUGUUUUUGGUCUGAGACAAGAAAUGGAUUCCGAGACCCUAGCGAAACUUUCCACCCAAAUGUUCUUACGUAAACCGUCCAUAGAAAGGCUGCUCCAAGAAAUGGUCCAGAAUGGGCAAAGGAGCGACCAUCGAAUGUUUUAUGAUUUAUAGUCCUUGGAACACAACAACUGUAUUUUUCAAAGCUGAAAAUCUAUGACCUUUUUUAUUAUUAAAAACAGGUUGCGUUGAAGCUCUUGGUAUGGAAAGCGGAGCAAUCACAGAUGCCCAGCUUUCCGCCUCUUCAGAAUGGGGUGGCAGAUACCUACACGCUCCAAGGCAAGGGAGGUUAAAUUUCCAGUCAGAUCCCGGCAAGAAAGCGGGUGCUUGGUGCCCUCGUAAAAAUGACCCAGAUCCCUGGCUUCAAGUUGAUUUUAGGAGUUACACAACGGUGACUCGCAUCGCAACACAAGGGAGAAAUGGAUGGGGGAAUUGGUGGGUGACCAAGUUCCGAAUACUGUACAGUGAUAAUGGAAUGUCCUUUCAGUACUACAAACAGCCAUCGGACAACUCGGCCAAGGUAAACGUUCAUGCAGUGGGCGUAGCGAGCUUUUCGACUUUUUGGCUGACUUUCAUUUCCACAUAUCCUGAGGGAAAAAUUUGGCUCUGACGUGGCUUAAACAACACUUGAAAUAAACUAGAAAUGUCACCGCUUACACAAUUUCGGUAGGAAUAAGAUCGCAGCGCACAAUGGAAAGAUUGGAUGUGAUACCGUCGAAUAUACAACGGCUUUCCUGUAUUCUGAUUGGCUGUAUUUACUAUGGCAUGGUAUAAAAGUGGAUGCAUACCGGCGACAUAUUAUCGCUGGGAUGCUCCGGUGGACAUGUAUCCCUCCCAGGGAGCAGUAGCCGUGAUUACUCCUAGUCGUCUUAUGCUAUAGAAAGCGGGAUAUACGUCCCGGUCGGAUGGGCCUCUUGGCUCAUGUAAACUUUACUUUAUUUAUUUUACAGGAAGAAAGAACGAUCAUGGCUAAUUCUAGGGGUUUGAAUUAUAUUGAACAAGAAAAUUAGGGGUACUUAAAUUAUAAUGGGAUAUCUACACUUGGGGUCCUAUAAUUCUAGUGAUACCAGUGAGAAUAAAACGCAGAUGAAUUGCUUGCACUAAGUUAUUUUUUUUGUUGUUGCGCCGAGGUCCCAACAGACUUCCCUGGCAGUUAAUCAUGCUACUUUUUCUUUGUAGGUUAUCUUUAAGGGGUAAUGUUUACUAACGUGACGAUCUGCAUCGUUCUUUCACUAGAUUUUUGACGGGAAUAAAGACAAGGAC
Porites lobata is the source of this 3247-nucleotide messenger RNA. The record is from the annotation of a GenBank genome assembly. Lineage: Eukaryota; Metazoa; Cnidaria; Anthozoa; Scleractinia; Poritidae.